Messenger RNA from Marasmius oreades (fairy-ring Marasmius), 780 nucleotides. RefSeq lists its product as uncharacterized. The record is from RefSeq and is a predicted model, not a curated record. Lineage: Eukaryota; Fungi; Basidiomycota; Agaricomycetes; Agaricales; Marasmiaceae. The transcript has 10 exons. Gene Ontology annotation, biological process: carbohydrate metabolic process. Bases 1 to 780 code for a protein of 259 amino acids.
AUGGUUCAAUCACUGAAGGCGUCCGUCAAUUGUGACAUGGGGGAGGGAUUUUCUCUCUAUUCCAUGGCUGACGACGCGGCUUUGAUGAAAACUAUACAUCUAGCGAACAUAGCUUGUGGCUUCCAUGCAUCGGAUUUUUCGAUCAUGGAUCGCACGGUGCUACUCGCGAAAGAGAAUGGUGUCUGCGUCGGUGCGCAUCCGUCGCUCCCCGAUCGACAAGGUUUUGGGAGAAGAGAGAUGGUGAUGAAACCGGAUGAGCUUGAAUCAUGCCUAGUGUAUCAAGUUGGAGCGUUGCGAGGGUUCCUUUCGAAACAUGGUGUGAAGCUCAACCACAUUAAGCCACAUGGGGCGGUUUAUGGACAAACUGCAAGGUCCCUCCCUCUGGCACGAGCUGCGGUGGGGGUCUGCAAGAUAUUCUCUACUCCAGAGGAAAACAUCGCUUUUAUUGGACUGCCCGGAACCGCACACCAGGAAGCUGCCAAAGAACUCGAGGUAAAGUUUAUUCCUGAAUGGUUCGCGGAUCUGGACUAUAGUCAAGAGGGGAAACUUAUCAUCACACAAGUGCACACCCAGGUGACUCAUGAGACAGUAAGGAGCCGUGUCAAUACGCUUCUCAAGCAUCGAAAAAUCACGACUGUCGAUGGAUCCCAUCUUCCGUUCGGCGAUGAUGUUGACGAGGUCUCUAUCUGCUGCCAUUCCGACACCCCAGGUGCGGUAGAGGUCGCGAAGCUCGUGAAGAUCGUGGUAGAUGAACAUAAUCUUGCAGCCGGUUUCAGAUAA